AUGGAUGCGCAAGACAUUGCUCAACAGUGUACCGAUUGUCCACCUUCCAGCACAGAAGGUUGGAAAGCAAAUCAUGUGCCAAAGGACUGGCGUGCGGAUAGAUGUCAGACCAUUCCUGUUUCUGGAAUUGCGGCUUGGGAGACGCAAAAUAAUCCCAUGCCACCCACGGUACCACCUCGUGGCCACGUAGUUGGUUAUGUUGCUGGAUCUAUGGCUUUUGUUCAUAUAUUGCUCAGAGAUACCUCUGGCGAGCCCAAAAUCGCAGAUCUUGAGCACACCUUGGCUGGUGACAAGAACAUUACCGGGCUUGAGAUCUCUGUGGAUCACGUCUGCAGAAUGAAUAUAUUUGAGCCCGCAAAGAAUUUGGUACAAGAAACACUGGAUGUGGAACUCACUGAAUUGGACAGACGAGUGGAUCACCUUGGCAAGAUCGUAGUCUACUAG
Ogataea philodendri is the source of this 444-nucleotide messenger RNA. RefSeq lists its product as uncharacterized. Bases 1 to 444 code for a protein of 147 amino acids. The transcript is spliced from 2 exons. NCBI's taxonomy places the organism in Eukaryota, Fungi, Ascomycota, Pichiomycetes, Pichiales, Pichiaceae. The record is from RefSeq and is a predicted model, not a curated record.